Penaeus monodon (black tiger shrimp) is the source of this 1542-nucleotide messenger RNA. It is a transcript of the gene Cbp53E, whose product is annotated as calbindin-32-like. Gene Ontology annotation, molecular function: calcium ion binding. The record is from RefSeq and is a predicted model, not a curated record. The transcript is spliced from 14 exons. Gene Ontology annotation, biological process: regulation of long-term synaptic potentiation; regulation of presynaptic cytosolic calcium ion concentration. Bases 248 to 1372 code for a protein of 374 amino acids. Gene Ontology annotation, cellular component: synapse; terminal bouton; dendrite. Lineage: Eukaryota; Metazoa; Arthropoda; Malacostraca; Decapoda; Penaeidae.
UAGACAGGUUGAUUUAGAGAUAGAAAGAUUUACUUGCCACUAGAAUAUACCAAAAGAAAAAAAAAAAACUAAAAAAAACGAAUCAUUCCUCCCUCUAAAAAAAAAAAAAAAAAAAAAAAAAAAAAAAAAAAUUGUGACUACCUUUUUUUCAACAGUUUUCGUCCCGGAUCAAGAGAACGAAAAAAAAAGAGACACAAAUCGAAAGCAAAGAGAAAAAAAAAUAAAUUAAAAAUAGUUUCGUCAUUGCAUGGCAGCAGGAUUCGCAGGCCUUUCGGAGGAAGAGAGAAAAAUGUCUUCACAAGAGAAAUGCAACAACUUUAUGCGCCAGUUUCGAGAUGAUGAAUCCCGCGAGCUGAAAAAACUCACCGCCAAUCAGUUUAUGGAAGUUUGGAGUCAUUACGAUGCUGAUGGCAACGGCUACAUAGAGGGAUCCGAACUGGACGGUUUUUUGAAGGAAUUCGUGUCAAGUGUCAACUCCAAUGAUUCGGGACCUGAGGGGGCGCUUAUGAUGGGAGGAAUGUCUGUAUCCGAUUCCAUGCUUCAAGAACUGAAAGAAUGUUUUAUGGAAGCCUAUGACGACAACCAAGAUGGAAAGAUUGAGAUACGGGAGCUUGCCCAGUUGCUGCCUAUGGAAGAAAACUUCCUUUUGCUCUUUAGAUUCGACAAUCCUCUUGAGUCCUCCGUCGAAUUCAUGAAGAUUUGGAAAAGUUACGACAAAGACAACAGUGGUUUUAUCGAAGCAGACGAAUUAAAGAAUUUCCUUCGAGAUCUUCUUAAAGAAGCAAAGAAAGACCAAGAUGUUUCAGAAGAUAAGCUUAUCGAGUACACAGAUACCAUGCUGCAAGUGUUUGACCAGAACAAAGAUGGGAAACUUCAGCUUUCAGAAAUGGCCAAACUGUUGCCAGUAAAAGAAAAUUUCUUAUGCAGAUCAGUGUUCAAGGGCGCGUCGAAAUUAACAAAGGAGGAUAUUGAAAGAGUCUUUGCUUUGUAUGACAGGGAUAACAACGGCACAAUUGAAAAUGAGGAAUUAAAUGGAUUUCUCAAAGAUUUCAUUUUUUUUAAGGAUUACGAUGCCCUCGAUUUGCAAGAGUUUCAAGAUGCAAUAAUGCGCGGUUGCGAUUUCAACAAAGACGGAAAAAUCAACAAGAAGGAAUUGACGAUGAUUCUCUUGGCUCUGGCUAAGCAUGGAGGCGAAGAUGACCUGCAGACAGCCGGCACCGGCGUGCAACCGAUCAUCCACCCCUUGAGCGAAAUUGCAUCAAUGGGGAUGAAGGCGCUGAAAAUGCAGAAAUUAAGGGUGCGCCAUUUUGUCACUCGCACCCUUGGCAACACUGGCGCCGCACCCGCUGGCAACGCUGCGACCUCCAGUUAGUUGGUUCGAAAAAAAAAUUGAAAAUUUGAAAACAUUUUAAAAAAUGGAUUUUCAUGUUUAUUAUGCGCGGUUAUCGUUGUUAAAGAGGAAAUUUGAAUGGGAGAAAUUGUGUUUAGAAUUUAUUUCUGUUUAGGAGAGAGAGAAGGAGAUGGUUUAAAAGGUAUAUAUAA